Messenger RNA from Diachasmimorpha longicaudata, 3690 nucleotides. RefSeq names its product protein yellow-like. Gene Ontology annotation, cellular component: extracellular region. The record is from RefSeq and is a predicted model, not a curated record. Bases 1813 to 3513 code for a protein of 566 amino acids. Lineage: Eukaryota; Metazoa; Arthropoda; Insecta; Hymenoptera; Braconidae. The transcript is spliced from 5 exons.
UGAUGAUCGAAUAAUGGGCCUCAUUUUGCCUCUCUACUGAUUGUAGCAUUUUUAUAAAUGACGACUUGAAAAAAUUCAAAAAAUUUACGAGAACGUUUAGAGGAAUUUAAUAGUCUGGUUAACACCUUUGCUCGUAAUUUCUAUUGUAAUUUUAGUACAAAUUCUACACGUUUCUCGCUGAUUUCGACAUUACACAGGGAAAUGACAUAACUUCAAUCGAUUUUUGACGGAAAUAAACUCAGCAAAUAUCAGAUAUCUGUGUAAUUUAUUGUUUUGUCUUCUAUAAAAAUUCAGAGGCAUAAAUUUUGCAAUUCUCCUUCUGCAAAAAACAUGCAGCAGAAGAAUUUUGCAAUCUUAAACCCGAUAAUACCAGUUUAAAAAAAUCUUGAGAGUGAUUUAUUCAGAGGAACGAAAAGAACUGUCGACUAAAAAAACAUCAAACAUUGAUAAACAAUGGUAAAAAAAAAUUCCUAUAUAAUUUUUUUUAUUGUUUUGUAUUGUUUUCGCACGUACAAACACAAUUGCGUAACUCUGACAAAAAAAAUUCUAUCCACUCGUUGAAUGUUCCGCAGAAGUAAAUUCAUCUUCCCAAGCCAUCACCAUCAGCCCAUACAACCCAUUAAUUCUGUACCAUCCUAACUACACUAGUGAAGGUCAUGUCACUGAUUGCGUUACCCGGUACCACGGACUCCAAUCCCCAACAAUAAAAACCUCAAUCAAGCGUGCAACCCCACAAAUUCCUCGCGGAAAAAAAUCUUAAACAGUGAGGUAAUGUACAGCCAGCAGAUGCACAUAAAUAAACAUAUCAAGGAAAUUUAUAGCUGUCCUCGAUGCCACACGGUCCGGAGAAAUUUCUUCCCGGUGAAAUUGCACACACGGUAGCCUCGUUAAUCCGCACGAUUUUGACCUCAUUAGGAAGUUGAGAUUGAAAAUCCCGAGGAGUUGAUAUUUUUUUAUUUCGUAACGAGAUGGCACAAUGCCAAAAGACAGUAAUAGCGCUGUAAUUAUCGCGUGUUAAAAAUGUCGACAGAACAUGAAAAAUGAUUUACUGGAGAUAUUCAUAAAUAUUUCAACGCUCUUAUUGGACUUUUACUUAGUUUGAUAUUUCUAUGGUGGUAUACGGCAUGUAUACAAUACCCAUUGGCACUAAGGUGUGUUAUCAUUCCCUCUAACAUUUUUUAAAAUUACGGUUUACUCCAUUUACUUAUUUUAUGAGGAAAGAAAACUCAGAAAGUGCACAUAAUUUCAAAAUCGCUGUUAAGGAACUUCUAUAAAAAAUAUUUCAAUAAAAAACGUUGCAUAAAACAAAUUGUACUUAUUUUUUUUCUAAACAGGUGCUCAUAAAGAUCUUGUGAUUAAAAGCCCCCAACACACGGGUGGAAUGCAUCAAUAAAAGUGGUGAACGGCUAAUAGAAUAUUCACUGGAGGUUCAAUUUUCUAAUGAAUACGCUACAAUUUUUCCGUGAAAUUAUUUUGCGCGUGAUAGCUUCCGCGCCAAAUGUUACAGGCCGUGUGAUUAGUAGGUUUUGGCCAAUUACUUUCCUCCGGUAGAGCACGCGGGACUUUAACAACGGAAGGAACAAAAUAAUAAAAAGAAAUCUUUCCACAACUUGCACGUUGAAUGUGGACUGUAGUGCCUCAACCUCUCUCUCGAGAUCAGCUCUGCAUCUAUUCGCUUCUGUCGUUAUAUCAAUUGAUUAUAUGUUAUCAAGAGCAUUUAAACUGGAGUGUGUGCUUUGAAGGGUGCAAUUUGAUAAAAUCCCAAUGAGAUGAGUGCCAUACGACGAGGAAGGGAUAAAUAACAGAAGAGAGAUGACUUCAAGGAAGUUAAAACAUCGGAGCGCAACACCUUGGUCUAUUGAACCUGAUGGAGAGGACAAGGAUUUCAACUAUGAUGAUUCCCUGGAGGAUUACAGACAUUAUGCAGGGGAUUUUGGGAGAAAACAUAAUUUUUCCCCACAAUACCACUUUCACGGAUACAAUGAAAUUCGUAUGACAAACGUAAUGCCGCUGCUGGUGUCAAUGACCCUGUUGGGACUUCAGGAGUACUCAGCCCAGAGCCCAAACCUCCUGGAGCAGAUUUCCCAAGAGCUGGAGCCCCCCCAAAUACCGGAAGGUGGAUAUAGAGUAUCUUCUUCCAGUUUUCUCAGUCCCGAGAUUCUCAACUCCAUGAGAUCGGGUAGAUUCAGUGAAUCGCAACACAGUGCCUCUUAUGGUAAUACUAAUGGUAACGAUUUUACAUUCGUCGAGCCAAGUCUCAGCUUCGAACCACCAGGUAAUUCAAUUCCUAUGGAGGAUAAACCUGGUCCAUCGAUGGAGCUUGUCUAUGCGUGGAGAACAGUUGACUUCGAAUUCGAGAGUGAAGCAGCACGAGAGCGUGCAAUAUUCGAGGGCAAUUACAUCCCAGAGAAUAAUUUACCACUCGGUUUGGAGUUCUGGCACGAUAGGGUCUUUGUUACACUGCCAAAGUGGAGAAGUGGAGUGCCAGCUACACUCACCACUGCCCCGAGGUACUCUAAGGAUAGAAGCCCGAAAUUGAGACCCUAUCCGAGCUGGGGAUGGCAUCAUCAAGAUUCAUGUGGAGGCAUGACAUCAGUGUUCCGUGUCCAAGUAGACGAGUGUGACCGGCUCUGGGUCUUGGACUCCGGUACAGUGAAUCUCACCGCGGAUCCAAAGCAGAUCUGUCCCCCCGCGAUCUUCCUCUUCGACCUGCGAACAGACCGCCUCCUCCGACGUUACCAGAUCCCCGAGGACCAAGUGAAGCAGGACUCCUUGUGGUCGAACAUAGUCGUGGACGUCAGAGACGGCAACUGUAACUCAGCGACAGCCUAUUUAUCAGAUGUGUGGCGAUUCGCAAUGAUAGUCUACCACUUUUCGAAUGACACGUCCUUCCGGAUUCAGCAUCACUUCUUCCUCCCGGAUCCCCUGUCAGCGCGCUAUGAACUCCACGGAAUCCAGUUCCAGUGGAUGGACGGCGUUCUGGGGCUCGCCCUGAGCCCUUUGGACAUCAACAACGAUCGUACCCUCUUCUUCCAUCCCAUGUCGAGCUUCCGAGAAUUCGCCGUCUCCACCUCCGUCCUAACUGAUAAGGACACAGCUGAGACGAGUCCCGAGAGCUUUAUGCCAGUGGGCAAGCCUCGAGCGAAGGACUACGGUCACUCCUCAGGAUCAGCUAUAGACAAACACGGAGUAAUGUUCAUUAAUAUGGUGACCAGGGACUCGGUCUGGUGCUGGGACACCAGGAAAGAGCAUAUUCCGCAGAAUCUGGGAGUCAUCGGUGUUAGCAAUGAGUCCCUCGUCUUUCCGAACGAUCUCAGGGUCGAUCACGAGGACCGGCAGAGCUUCUGGACCAUCUCCAAUAGACUACCCAUGUACCUUUAUGGUCCCUGGAACCCUCAUGACAUCAACUUCCGGGUCUACAGGGGGUAUGUUGAUGAAGCUGUCAGAAAUACCGUGUGCGAUCCCAAUUACAUCGUUCCGGAGUCCGAGCAUGGGUACGACGAAACAUGCUGAUAGACGCCACUCUUUCCAGAACUAUUUUUUUAUUGUAAACGUGUACAUGCAGUUUUUUACAGUGUUUUUGUAUUGAUUUAGGGUAGACUUUGUUAUUGAUGUAAAUUUUGAAUUUAUUAAUUCAAAAAUAGAGGUAGGUUUUUAUGUUUGUUUUAAUAAAUGAGUAAAUUAUGUAAA